CUGAAGAAGAGAAUAGAUGUGAUCGAUGUUAUCACAUAUUGAUACGCACAUAUUUACGAGCUGAGAAGAUAAGACUGAAAACGAGCGUAAUGCACGAUGUCAUUAAAAUGAUGAUCGAUAUUCGCGAAUGACUUCCUCUCUCUGAGUCUAAUGUAUUCGGACAACGUCGAAUUCAUAUUGGUCGCAUGUGAUUCCACGUGUUCCGCAAUAACAAGGUGAUACCACGCAGCCGCUUGUAUAUAGAUAGUGAAGGAUCAUCGGAGAUAUGAUGAUGUCUCUUUGACUCUUGACGAACUACGAGGACCGCCUUUUGCUCGGAAUAAUUCGAUCGUCGAUGAGUGACACAACGAGAUAACCUUCAAGUACAUGUGACAUUUCGCGUAGAGCAUAUUUAUAGCUUGAUCAAGAGAAAGAAGGAAGAAAAAAUCAGGAUAAAUUUAAUUUUGUGAAAAAAAUAAACCGAAUGAUUUAAGACAGAAGAAAUAGGGAUAGAUUCUCUUAAAACAUAUAUCCAAUAAUGCUGCGUCGAUUGCGUAUUAAAGCUUUGGCUGCUGUGCCAGUUCGAAAAAAGCCUACGCAGAAUUCAGCAGAUUCUACUGAAACUAACAAUGACAUUGAUAAGGAAAAGAAUGAAGAAAACAUAUCUAAUAUCAAUGAGACAGAACAAGAAAUUAUUAAAGAUGUUGCACAAGUAAAAGAACAGAAAGAAAAAGAUGUGAUUAAGACUGAUAUAUUCGAACAAAAAGAACAAAAAGAAAAAGAUACUUCCAGUAUUGAUGAACAAGAAAAACUAAAAGAGAAAGAUAUACCUUGUAUUGAUAUACCAGAAGCUGCCAAAGAUAUUGCAAAGGUCGAAGAGGAAACUAAAAAGAAACAAGACAAAAUCAAUUUAAGAGAAUCAGUUAUAGUUAAACUAGAUUCCCAAGAAUUAUGUUCUCCAAUUAAAUCAUAUUCUCGAGAGUUACAUGCUCAGGCAAAAUCAAAUUCUCAAAAAUCUCCAUCUCCACUAAAAUCAGACUCUCAAGAAUUACAUACUCAGGCAAAGCUAAACUCUCAAAAAUCUUCAUCUCCAUUAAAACCAGACUUUCAAGAGUUACAUGCUCAAACAAAGCCAAACUCUCAAGAGUUACAUGCUCAGGCAAAGCCAAAUUCUCAAAAAUCUUCAUCUCCAGUAAAAUCAGACUCUCAAGAAUUACAUACUCAGGCAAAGCUAAACUCUCAAAAAUCUUCAUCUCCAUUAAAACCAGACUUUCAAGAGUUACAUGCUCAAACAAAGCCAAACUCUCAAGAGUUACAUAUUCAGGCAAAACCAAACUCUCAAGAAUCUCCAUCUAUUGGAUUCAAACUUGACAAAGUUACUGAUCAAUCAAUUCAAAAAAAUAUUCUGCCAUCAGAUGUGUCUACAGUAACAGAUAUUGUUUCUCCUACAAAGGUAAUACAGAAUCGUCCAUGUUUUAUGAGACCUACACCAAGAUUGGACAGUAGCGGUAGAAUAAGAAAGAACAGUAUACAAGGAAGCGGUGCGAGCGCAAGUGAAUCCGAGGAUGAACACAGCAAGAGAGUCGCAUCCGUCGUGCCGAACCGCGUACGAAAUGAUUCUGUCUGCUCUGUACAAAGCAAUAAGGAAAUUAAUAUUAAUGAUAAUCAAAACAGUCCUCAGAAAAUUAAAAUAACGCAGAAAAGACGUACGCUAGUUUCGGAAUCUGCAAGAAAGCUGGCCGAAGCUAGAAGGGAAUUUUUACUAAAACACGAAAAUAGAGCACCUGAUAGAAGUCAAUUGAAAAUGUACGACUUGAUAUAUUAUAAUCCAGUGACAAAUCCUAUGAAAACAUUGUCAGUUGAACGUAGAGCUGAAUCAGUAACUACACCACAACCAGUGGAAAUACCGGAAGAGGAAGACGAAGAUGAUCCAUCGGCAAUGCCCACGCCGCAAGUGAAAGUGGGUCCCGAUGGUCAGUUGAUAAUAGAUGAACAAAGCCUUGUGAUAGAGCAGCCGGAUGUGAGAAGAGAUGAAGAAAUGUUGACGAAUAGUGUUACUAUAGAAGAUGAUAAUUUCCAUAGCGGCGGUUUCUAUAAAAGGCAUAAGAGGAGCAAGGAAUGGCCGAAAUGGGAAACAUUUAAAUUUUAUAGAGUUUUAAAUGUAGUAGGUACGGAUUUUCUAUUGAUGCAGACAUGCUUUCCAAAUAGAAGUAGACAAGAAAUUAAACAGAAAUAUAAGAAGGAGGAAAGGGUUAACCGACAAUUAGUUGAAAAAGCUCUCAAAUAUCAUCAAGAAUUUGAUACUGAUAUGCUACAAGAGCAACUAGAAACACUACAAAAUCUGGAAAAUAUACAAAACACAAACAAAAAAGCACCAGAGAAAUCUAAGACUGGACAAUCCUUGAGCAGAAAUCAAAGAAAACGCAAGCGUCGAUUAGUAGCGGAAAGUAUUGGAGAAUGUGGAUCACUAUCCAACGAUUUAGAAGCUGAAGAUACUAUAGUAUCGACGACAAACGAUGAAAUCGAUAUAGAAAUUUGUAGCGAUACAAAUAACAUUCCGCAACAAAUGGCAAAGAAAAAAGCGCGGAGAUCGAAAAAGCGUUCGGACGACAAAUUCAAUGAUUAUAGCUCUUGUACAGAUGCUGAUUCGGACAGUUCUGAGGAAGUUUAUCAACUCAGACCGACUAGAUCUGGCAGAUUGUCGAAAAAGAUAAGGAAGUUACAAGCGCCUGACUUAACUACACGUAAUAAUAUAGAGAAAGAAUUACCAGUAGACAACAAGAUACCGUCACAUGUAGCCGUGGAAAUUACAGAAUAUGUAAAUACACAAGUUACGAAUAGCGAAAAUACGGAAACGUCUUGUUCCGAUAAUAUUAUGUCGAUGAUACCAAAUAUUAAUCAAAUGGAACCAGGAGCCUUAGUAAUCGUCUCGAAAGAAUCUGCAGAGAGUCCUGGAAAUACUAUUUUACAAGUUUAUAUGGUUGCCUCCAAUGACUCUAACACAACAGUUACAUCUAGCACGGCUGGGAAUCAGCUAUCGAAGCCAUCUUUGACCAAUCAAUCGGAAAAUACCGAACCGAUUGAUAUUGUGGAUGAUUCUAAAAAAUGA
Molecule: messenger RNA, 3088 nt
Organism: Trachymyrmex septentrionalis
Lineage: Eukaryota; Metazoa; Arthropoda; Insecta; Hymenoptera; Formicidae
Gene: Bdp1
Product: transcription factor TFIIIB component B''
Exons: 6
Coding region: 518-3088 (856 amino acids)
Biological process (GO): RNA polymerase III preinitiation complex assembly
Cellular component (GO): transcription factor TFIIIB complex
Molecular function (GO): TFIIIC-class transcription factor complex binding
Source: RefSeq, a predicted model, not a curated record